Mercurialis annua (annual mercury) is the source of this 1530-nucleotide messenger RNA. RefSeq lists its product as uncharacterized. The coding region runs from base 67 to 1098 and encodes 343 amino acids. Gene Ontology annotation, molecular function: 3'-5' exonuclease activity; RNA binding. NCBI's taxonomy places the organism in Eukaryota, Viridiplantae, Streptophyta, Magnoliopsida, Malpighiales, Euphorbiaceae. Gene Ontology annotation, biological process: nucleobase-containing compound metabolic process. The transcript has 10 exons. The record is from RefSeq and is a predicted model, not a curated record.
AAUAAAUUAGCUAACGAGGCAAAAGUUAGAGAAGAAGAAAAAGAAAAGCUUGGAUGGUUCGAUCAAAUGGCUUCUUCUUCUUCCUCCUCUCAUCAGACUCACAUUCCUAUCCAUUCUGAUUCCGGUGGCAGUAAACCCUUAGAUCAAGAAGCGCAGACGUCGCUGGUUCCCGUCCAUGUUGUUACUAAGGCUUCUCAACUUCCACCUGAAUUCCUUAACCCUUCGCCUGAUAAGCAUUUGAUUAUCGGCUUUGACUGCGAGGGUGUUGAUCUUUGUCGGCAUGGUUCUCUUUGUAUUAUGCAGAUUGCAUUUCCAGAUGCAAUAUUUUUAAUUGAUGCUACUCAGGGUGGAGAAACGCUUGUGAAAGCAUGUAAGCCUGCUUUGGAAUCCAGUUACAUCACUAAAGUCAUUCAUGAUUGCAAGCGAGAUAGUGAGGCGUUGUACUUCCAAUUUGGCAUCAAAUUGCACAAUGUUUUUGAUACUCAGAUUGCUUAUUAUCUAAUAGAGGAGCAAGAAGGACGUGCUAAGUUGCCAAAUGACUAUAUAUCCUUCGUUAGCCUCCUUGCGGAUCCACGCUAUUGUGGUAUGUCAUAUUUAGAGAAGGAAGAAGUCCGUAUUCUCCUUCGACAGGAUCCUAAUUUCUGGGCAUACAGACCAUUAUCGGAAUUAAUGAUCCGAGCAGCAACGGAUGAUGUUCGUUUUCUUCUUUGCAUUUAUCAUAAAAUGAUAAAGAAACUAAAUCAAAGAUCACUGCGGUAUCUAGCAGUUCGUGGUGCAUUAUAUUGUCGAUGUUUCUGCAUCACUGACAAUAGCUGUGCUGACUGGCCACCUAUCCCGCCUAUUGCAGAUGACGUUAUAGGCGAUGGUAGUGCCCCAGAGGAAGAAAUCCUUUCAGUUCUCGACAUUCCUCCUGGGAAGAUGGGGCUUAUUAUUGGAAAACGAGGAGCCACUAUAUUGUCGAUAAAGGAAUCUUGCAAUGCUGAAAUUUUCAUUGGAGGUUCAAAGGGUCCACCUGACAAGGUAUUCAUAAUUGGACCGAUUAGACAGGUGAGAAAAGCAGAGGCCAUCCUGAGGGGGAGGAUGCUGGAAAUUUAUUAGGAAACGUCUGUUUGCGGUUUGUGCUAAAUGUUAGAACGGGCGUAUUUGGUUGCGAGUCUUCUCCUCUCCUCUCUUAUUCUGCUGUUCAUGUCGAACUGAAUCUUCUGGAAAUCUUAAGUUCCCCGUAUUAGAAUUUUCUGAAGGCAUUACCUCCCAGACUCUCAUUGUUUUUUGUUAUAUAGAUGCUGUUUACAUACAGAUGUUAAAAUGUCGAACUCAUCCAACGAGAAAUCGGUAGAGUAAAAUUCUACACCUAUUGAUGUUAUUACUUUACCUUCGAGCUUGGCUGGUAUUUAUCGGCAAAAUCUUAUGCCUGCCAAGGCACAUCGUGAGUCUAAGAUUGGCAUAUGGUUGAAUGUAAAUGAGCUAUGGGUCAUCCAGUCUUAAACACGCACUUAAUUGUUUUAAUUAAUUAAGAAUAUUAUUCUUUAA